This is a messenger RNA of Durio zibethinus, 4318 nucleotides long. The record is from RefSeq and is a predicted model, not a curated record. Lineage: Eukaryota; Viridiplantae; Streptophyta; Magnoliopsida; Malvales; Malvaceae.
AGCGAUGAAUAUAAGAUAGGAAAAAAAUGAAAAUAAAAUUUAAAAGCCACUAAGCCAGCAACCAAAACAGCUAGCCAAAAGACCAAAAGAACCCUCUCUUCUCUGCUCUGUCUUUCAAAGGCUCUCUUCUUCUGUUCUCUUAAGUGGUACUGUUCUUACUUGUUUGUUCCUUUUUUUUUUAUUAUUAUUAUUAUCGCACAAUCUCAUCUUCACAGAUUCGUCCUCUUCUCGAUCCCCCAACUUCAAUCAUGAGUGACGAUGGAGAAAAGACCUGCCCCCUUUGCGAGGAGGAGAUGGAUUUGACUGAUCAGCAACUCAAGCCUUGCAAAUGUGGUUACGAGAUAUGUGUUUGGUGUUGGCAUCACGUAAUGGAUAUGGCUGAGAAGGAUGACACAGAGGGGAAGUGUCCAGCAUGUUGUAGAGCUUAUGAUAAAGAAAGGAUUGUAGGCAUGGCUGCUAAUUGUGAGAGGCUGGUUGCUGAAAUUAGUUUGGAAAGAAAAAUGAAGUCACAGAAGGCAAAGGCUAAAUCAUCUGAAGGAAGGAAGCAACUGAGCAGUGUGCGAGUUAUUCAAAGGAAUCUUGUUUACAUAGUUGGCUUGCCACUUAAUCUGGCAGAUGAAGAUCUUCUCCAACAUCGAGAAUAUUUUGGUCAAUAUGGUAAAGUUCUAAAAGUAUCUAUGUCUCGGACUGCAGCUGGUGUCAUUCAGCAAUUUCCAAACAAUACGUGUAGUGUAUAUAUUACAUACUCAAAAGAAGAGGAAGCAAUUCGAUGUAUCCAGUCUGUACAUGCGUUUGUUUUGGAGGGUAGACCAUUAAAGGCAUGCUUUGGUACAACAAAGUAUUGUCAUGCAUGGCUGAGAAAUGUGCCAUGCACCAAUCCUGAUUGUCUAUAUUUGCAUGAGUUUGGUUCUCAAGUGGAUAGUUUCACCAAAGAUGAGAUUAUAUCAGCAUACACAAGGGUUCAACAAAUAACUGGUGCAACAAACAAUAUGCAAUGGCGUGCUGGAAAUAUGUUACCUUUGCCAGUGGAUGAUUAUUGCCCCAAUAGUUCUGCUUCUGCAGCAAAACCUAUUGCUAAAAAUGCUCCAAAUAAUACAACAGUGAACAUUCCUAAAGGUUCUCCCCCAAAUGGGAGCUCUAGUAGAUCUCUUGCUCUUCCGGCUGGAGCAUCAUGGGGAAUGCGGGCUUUAAACCAGCCACAAUCGGCCGGCUUAAUGUGUUCAAAUGGACCUUCUAAGCCGAAAUCUGAUAUAGUUAGCAGCACGUUACCAUUUUCAUCUGCAAUAACAAACACAAAUCAGGUUUGCACAUUACAUGGUGAUGCUAUAAAGAAGCCAUCUGAGGUGAAUCAUGCUAUGCAUAUGAAGGGUAAACCUGAUUUGUUAAAACCUUUGAAACAAAAUAGCGGUUUAGAAUGUCAAACUACCGCACUACAGAAACCUACUUCACCCGAUGGAGUUUCUGCUGCUAAAUCAUUGAGCAGCCAGUUGUCAUGUCCACUGGCAUCCAAUCAUAAUAACCAGGGUGCUAAUAUACCAUCAACUGUUACAAGUUCCACCAUUGACCAUGCUGGGCAAUCUUUUAUUUCCUCUAGUGAGAAAGUGAGGAGUGCAUCCUUUGGGGAUGAGAAGAUGCAGAGCUUGUGCUCUGAUAUGUCAACUUUGGCCUUAGAUAGGAAUGUCUUGGAUGGACAUUCUGAUGUAGUUAAACCAAGCAGUUCCGCUUCUGACCAUGGAUCAAGCAGCUCACCUAGUAGUCAGGGGUUACAACAAUGUUAUAGUAAGCACUAUCGAGAACCUUUAAGUUCACCAGCCACUGGGAGAUAUGUGACAUCUCCCAAUGGGGUGUGUGUUUCAAAAAAGCAGUCUGAUUGGAGAACUGAUACACAAACUCAAGUAGUGGCAAAUACAAGUUCUGAAGUAGAGAAAGACAUAUUGUCUUUUGAUAAUCAAAGACUCAAAGAUCCAGAAGUAAAUAGCCGUUCGAGUUAUGUGCCAAAUUCACCAAUUUCACACCAUUUAUCAAAUCAUUCUAGGUCCCAUUCUUUGCUACAUAGUGAGACUUUUGGUGCUGUUAAUUUGAAUUCUGAUACUCUCUUUGUAGAUAAUAAAGCUAGUGACAGUUUGCAUCUUCAUGGAUCUAGUGUUUUUUCUUUAUCAAAUGGAUACCCUGUGAAGUACAUAAGCAGUAGUAUUGGUUCGGAUUUUACCACAGAAGGUUCCCUUCUGCUUUCAAAUGAAGGGAAAGGAAAGCAGAUGGGAAGAUUCCGUUGUAAUGCUGAAGGCAAUGAUGUCAAAGAUACAGGAGAGAGCAGCAUAAUUUCAAGCAUAUUAUCGCUAGAUUUUGAUACAUGGGAUGAGUCCUUAACUUCACCUCAGACCCUGGCUAAAUUGUUUGGGGACACUGACAAGGAGCCCGAUUCUCUCAAAUUAUCUAGUUCCUCGAAAGCACAGAAUAAUAAUCAGUCCAGAUUCUCAUUUGCAAGACAGGAGGAUUCUAAAUAUUAUCCAUUUGAUGUUGAGUCCUCAUUUAGUGCUUUUGGGCAAAUGCCACAGAACCAGCCUUCUAGCCAAGAGUUUGCAGAGAGCAGGGAUAUCUAUCUAAAUAAGUUUGGAAUUUCUAAUGGUUUUUGUUCCGGUAACUUUGAGGAAUCUGACAAUUUUACCAAUCCUUCAGUUUUCUCUUCUAAUAAUCUUUCUGCAGUUUCAGGAGCUCAAAUUUCAGCCCCACCUGGAUUCUCUGUUCCUAGCAGGGCACCACCUCCAGGCUUUGCAUCUCACGAGAGAGUAGACCCUGCCUUUGACACCGUAUUUGGAGAUCAUUUGAUGGACUCUUCGUCCCUGUUAAGAAAUUCUUAUCAGGCUCCAGCAAGUGGUCGUAUUGGUGGCCCUGGGGAUAUAGAAUUUAUGGAUCCAGCAAUUUUGGCAGUUGGGAAGGGUAGACUUAAGGGAUGGCUCAACAAUUUAGGCUUAGACAUGAGAUCAAAUUUUCCACCACAGUUAGGUCCCUAUGAAAAUGAGGCCAGAUUUCAACUAUUGAUGCAGAGAUCUCUUUCUCCGCAUCAGAACCUAAGAUGUGAUGUUGGGGAUAGCUUUUCUUCUCUUAAUGAUUCUUAUGGAAUUCCUUCUAGGCUAAUGGAUCAAUCACAAGUGAACAAUAUGUCCCCAUUUGCACAGUUGUCUCUCCAACAGUCAAGGAAUUCACAUGUAUCAAAUGGUCAUUGGGAUGGAUGGAAUGAUGUUCAGGGUGGAAGCAAUCUUGGUGUGGCAGAGCUCCUCAGAAAUGAGAAACUGGGAUUUAACAAGCUUUAUUCCGGUUAUGAAUAUUCAAAGUACAGGAUGCCCACUUCGGGUGAUCUGUAUAACAGAACAUUUGGGAUGUGAUUGUUGUUGCAAUCGAGUUUUCACUCAAUGGCAAUGCUAUUCUAAGAAGUAGAACGAUUUUGUUCAAAUUUGGUUGCAUGUGAGGAUGGAAUGUUGACUUGUAACUGGUCUCAUUGGGCUGCUCAUGAAGGAUCAAACUGCCGAUAAUUUGGGCCAAAAAGCCAGUGUUUGCAAACGAGCAGGUAAAUGAGGAAAUAUUUCACAGUUAUUAUUAUUUUUUCUGCUUGCCUGUUGUGUCUGCACUUGCAUCCUUCCAAAAUGUUACAUCUUUAUUUAAUUGAUGGGUUUCCUCAAUAUUGCAGUUGAAGUGAUCUUCUGCUAUUUCUGACAUAAUCCUCAAUUGUCCCGCUGAGUACUGUAUAUGAUCUAACUGAGGUUUGAUUCUCUCCUGUUGCUGAAUGUUUUGCUCUUGCUCUUGCUCUUGCUCUGACACAAAUAGAUCUAAAUCGGAACCCAAAUUCUCCCUUAUUUCUUUUCCCUAUUAUUUGGAUGCUAUACUCGUACAGUCGUCCAUGGACAUCUUCAGACAGAUUAAUUGAAUUCAAUUAAUAGAGUUUGUAUGAUGUGUUUCAUACAUGGAUUUUCACCGCUUGAAAUCCCAUAACUUUUUUUUUUUUUUUGUAGUUUUAUGCAACUACAACACACUAGAUUUGACUUCUUGUACGCCAUUUUCUUUCAAAAUUAAUGGGUAAUAAUAAUAAUAAGAUCUCUCAACUAGUGAUUUUCACUAAUUCAUCUUAGAGGGUUAGAAUGUUUAGGAUGUACAUUGAAAGUUAAUGUAUGAUAGAAUUUUAAUGGCUUUAAAUUGAAUAGUAUGAUGAUAAAUAAAAAUUAAUUAAAAAAUGUUUUGAACAAAAAUUGAUUACAAAUUUAUUGAAAAUUACGCUAUAUACAUUAUUGUCUUAAAGGUUGAAAUCGGGUACAUUUUCGUUACU